Messenger RNA from Penicillium macrosclerotiorum, 1092 nucleotides. RefSeq names its product alkene reductase. Bases 1 to 1092 code for a protein of 363 amino acids. The transcript has a single exon. NCBI's taxonomy places the organism in Eukaryota, Fungi, Ascomycota, Eurotiomycetes, Eurotiales, Aspergillaceae. Gene Ontology annotation, molecular function: FMN binding; NADPH dehydrogenase activity. The record is from RefSeq and is a predicted model, not a curated record.
AUGGUCACACUCAAUUCCCCCUUGCGAAUUGGUCUUCUUGACCUAAAGCACAGAGUUGUCAUGGCCCCGAUGACUCGCAACCGCGCCGAUGACCAUCAUGUCCCACUCGAUAUGGUUCGCGAAUACUAUGCACAGCGCGCCUCCACACCUGGCACCCUUUUGAUCAGCGAAGGCACAUUCAUAUCUGAACGAGCCGGUGGGAUGGAGAACGUUCCUGGCAUUUGGAACAAUGAUCAGAUCACCCAAUGGAAGACCGUCACCGAUGCCGUUCACGCGAAAGGCAGCUACAUAUAUUGUCAGCUCUGGGCACUGGGCAGAGCCGCACGCAUCCCAGUUAUAACUCAGGAGGGUCAUGAGGUGAUUUCAAGCUCGGAUGUCCCCAUGAGCGAUUCGAUUGCUAUCCCUCGGCCAUUGACCGAAGAGGAGAUCUUGGGAUGGAUCGAGGAUUACGCUCGUGCUGCUCAGAAUGCCAUCGCGGCCGGAUUUGAUGGAGUCGAGAUUCAUGGGGCAAAUGGAUAUCUCUGCGACCAAUUUCUGCAGGAUACCUGCAACAAACGGACCGAUAGAUGGGGCGGAAGCAUCGAGAACCGCUCUCGAUUCGGCUUCGAGGUUGCAAAGGCUGUUGCCGCAGCUGUUGGGCCCGAACGCACAGGUUAUCGCAUCAGCCCAUGGAGCCACUUCCAAGAUAUGCGCAUGGAUGACCUUGAGCCCCAAUUCGAGCAUCUGGCACAUCAACUAAACCAACUAGGCCUUGCCUAUUUGCAUGUUGUUGAGCCUAGGAUCUCAGGAGGAAGGACAGUAGUGGCCGCCGACGAGGAUAGUACGUUCUUGUUUGAGGCAUUCAAGAACGGUGCGAUUAUCCUUGCCGGCGGGUUCACCGCCAAGUCUGCCGAAACGGUUCUCCUUAAGCACCCCGAUGCCAAUGUUGCCAUUGGGUUUGGCAGGCAAUUCCUAGCCAACCCAGAUUUGCCAUUCCGCAUCGCAAAGGGCCUCAAUUUCAACGCAUACGACCGUGGGUCCUUUUAUACACCAAAGUCCCCAGUGGGAUUUACAGACUAUCCAUUCAGCUCUGAAUACUUGGCAUGUAACUAG